AAGAUUAGGACAGAGAUAAAAAGAAAAUCCUGAGCAGAAGCAGCACUAUAUCAGCAAUAGCAAUAGUCCUGCUAGCGGCAGCAGCAGCCCCAGCAUAAAACACUCCUGCUAUUUUCGAUUUGCGAGCAAAAAUCAAAGGCCUCAAUAAACUCUUUUUUCUCUUUCUUUCUUUUUCUUUCUCUUUCUUUACCCACCCACCACUGUCUCUUUAGCCCUCAUUCGCUCAGCUCAUCAGACCAGUCACUUUCUUUCCUUGUUGAAAAUAAUAAGCUUCUAUUCCCCACUAAAGUUUGAAUCUUUUUUGCUUAAACACUUCAUUUGUCUUCAAUGUUCGGUUGAUGUUUUAUCUGGGUUUUUCUUUCUUUGAAAAAUCGGCUUCACGGGUUCUUCUCUAAUGUCUAAAGGGUAAGGUCUCUUAUUAUUCUUUCUUUUUCUUGACAAGGGAAAGGAGAAAGACCGGUGGAAGUUACAGAGUCCCCUUGCAUUGUUGUCUUUUUCUUUUUUUAAUUUUGGCGCUUCUAGAAGGAAUGAAAGAGAUGACAUUUUUCUCUUCAGUUACUGUGACAGAUUUCCAGCUGUCAAUCUUGGCAUAAAGCUUCGUCAGUUUGUCUGCUUUGAACCCUCAAGGCCUUCUCGUUUUGGGUAAAUUUUUCUUGGAGGUGAAAGUUGCUUAUUUUUUGGCUUCCUGAGCUUAACUCGUCCUCGCAUUAGCGAACCAUGACUUGGGUUUUCACUUUUAACUCUCCUUAAAGCAGAGGUUUACAGGACUGGUUUUAUUUCUGUGGUUGAAAACUUGUGGACUAAUACUGAUGGAAAUUUGUUGGGUUCUGCUUUUCAGGCUUUGGUUGUCUGUAAUUUGGAGUUUUUCUGUCUGAGAUUGGAGCUUUGGCGUGAACAAGGGUGAGAACUAAGAAGAGGUUACAACUUACAACAGAAAGAGGGAAAAAAAAAAAAAAGUAAGACGUGUAGGAGGUUUCAUGUGAAAAGCAAGAUAAACCGAAGGGAUUGGUUUUUGUCAGUAUGUGUGUGAUCUGCAAUAACCCAUAGCUUUGGUUAAGCUAUUUUGGCUCUACAUCAAAUUUGAAGGUUGAGUCUUGAAGAUUAUUAGGGUCCUUUCACAGUCUAAGACACCUAGGACAAAGGAAUCUUGUGGUUACCCAAGAUCAUCGUCAGUUUCAUGUUUUCUGAUAUCACUAGAGAACAAGUCUGGGGAGAAAACAAGGGGAAAAAGGGGCCUUUGCUUCAGAAACUGUUGGUACAUAUUGUGGUGCUGCUGAAUUCUCAGAGUUUCUAUAAUUCCGUGGAAUUGUACAUUGUGAAGUAUUGAGUUUGCGGGGUGGAAGGAAAAAAUGGCUAUGGUGGCACAGCAGCACAGGGAGAGUAGCAGUGGGAGUAUUAGCAAGCAGAAUAGUAGUAUUGAUUCUGGAAAGUAUGUAAGGUACACUGCUGAGCAAGUUGAGGCUUUGGAGAGGGUUUAUACUGAGUGUCCUAAGCCCAGCUCGUUACGUAGGCAGCAGUUGAUUCGGGAAUGUCCGAUUCUGUCAAACAUUGAACCUAAGCAAAUCAAAGUCUGGUUUCAGAAUCGCAGGUGUCGAGAGAAGCAGCGAAAAGAGUCUUCUCGGCUCCAAACUGUAAAUAGAAAGUUGACUGCAAUGAACAAACUAUUGAUGGAAGAGAAUGAUCGCCUGCAGAAGCAGGUCUCACAGCUGGUCUGUGAGAAUGGGUAUAUGAGGCAGCAGUUGCAAACUGCAUCUGCUGCUACUACCACUGAUGCAAGUUGUGAAUCGGUAGUAACCACUCCUCGGCAUUCUCUAAGAGAUGCUAACAACCCUGCAGGACUAUUGUCGAUUGCAGAGGAGACCUUGACAGAGUUCCUUUCAAAGGCUACAGGAACUGCUGUUGAUUGGGUGCAGAUGCCUGGGAUGAAGCCUGGUCCGGAUUCGGUUGGGAUCUUUGCCAUUUCACAUAGUUGCAGUGGAGUGGCAGCUCGAGCCUGUGGUCUUGUUAGUUUGGAACCAACAAAGAUUGCAGAGAUCCUUAAAGACCGCCCAUCUUGGUUCCGGGACUGUCGGAGCCUUGAAGUCUUCACUAUGUUUCCUGCUGGAAAUGGAGGGACAAUUGAACUUGUGUAUACUCAGAUAUAUGCUCCGACUACAUUGGCUCCUGCACGUGAUUUCUGGACUCUGAGAUACACAACCACCUUAGAGAAUGGUAGUCUUGUGGUUUGUGAACGAUCUCUGUCCGGUACUGGGGCUGGUCCAAAUGCAGCUGCAGCUUCUCAAUUCACAAGAGCUGAAAUGCUUCCAUCUGGUUAUUUGAUAAGGCCAUGCGACGGUGGAGGAUCAAUCAUCCACAUCGUUGAUCAUUUAAACUUAGAGGCAUGGAGUGUGCCAGAGGUGCUGCGACCACUUUAUGAAUCGUCAAAAGUUGUGGCGCAGAAAAUGACCAUUGCGGCCUUGCGAUACGUCAGACAAAUAGCUCAGGAGACGAGUGGUGAGGUUGUAUAUGGCCUGGGCAGGCAACCAGCUGUGCUUAGAACAUUUAGCCAGAGAUUAAGCAGAGGCUUUAAUGAUGCCAUCAAUGGAUUCAAUGAUGAUGGCUGGUCAUUGUUGAGCUGUGAUGGCGCUGAAGAUGUGAUUAUUGCAGUUAAUUCAACCAAGAGCCUGAGCACCUCAUCCAAUUCUCUUUCCGUGAUUGGAGGCAUUCUCUGUGCAAAAGCCUCCAUGCUACUCCAGAAUGUACCUCCUGCCGUGCUGGUUCGCUUCCUAAGGGAACACCGUUCAGAGUGGGCAGAUUUUAAUAUUGAUGCCUAUUCUGCUGCUUCUUUGAAAGCUGGUUCAUAUGCAUAUCCUGGAAUGAGGCCAACUAGGUUUACUGGAAGCCAAAUUAUUAUGCCCCUUGGCCACACAAUCGAACAUGAGGAGAUGCUUGAAGUAAUACGACUUGAAGGGCACUCUCUUGGGCAAGAAGAUGCUUUUAUGUCAAGAGACAUUCAUCUCUUACAGAUGUGCAGCGGAGUUGAUGAGAAUGCCAUUGGAGCCUGCUCUGAACUCGUUUUUGCUCCAAUUGAUGAAAUGUUCCCAGAUGAUGCCCCACUGCUACCCUCGGGUUUCCGAAUCAUUCCUUUGGAAUCAAAAUCAGGUGAUGCACAUGACACAUUACCUACAAAUAGGACACUGGAUCUGACCUCAAGUCUUGAAGUUGGCCCGGCUUCAGCCACCACUGCAGCAGAUGCAUCCUCAUGUUACAAUGCGCGUUCAGUAUUAACUAUUGCCUUCCAGUUUCCCUUUGAAAACAAUCUUCAAGAAAAUGUUGCGACCAUGGCACGCCAGUACCUUCGAAGUGUGAUUUCUUCUGUACAGAGGGUUGCCAUGGCUAUUUCCCCAUCAGGAGUAAGCCCCACUGUUGGACCAAAGCUUUCCCCGGGCUCUCCUGAAGCUCUGACACUAGCUCACUGGAUCUGUCAGAGUUAUAGUUACCAUAUGGGGGCAGAAUUGCUGAGAGCUGAUCCUUUAAAUGGUGAUACAGUAUUAAAGAAUCUCUGGCUUCAUCAAGAUGCCAUUUUGUGCUGCUCACUGAAGUCACUGCCAGUUUUCAUAUUUGCAAAUCAAGCUGGACUUGACAUGCUGGAGACGACCCUGGUGGCUCUACAAGAUGUCACCUUAGAUAAGAUUUUUGACGACACAGGGCGCAAGGCACUCUUUGCUGAAUUUGCAAAGAUCAUGCAACAGGGUUUUGCUUACUUGCCUGGUGGAAUAUGCAUGUCAACAAUGGGGCGCCAUGUUUCAUAUGAACAAGCCAUUGCCUGGAAAGUCCUUGCGGCAGAUGAAAAUACUGUCCAUUGCCUUGCUUUCACUUUUGUCAAUUGGUCUUUCGUGUAAAUGCGAGUACCAGCUAAUGAAACCGUCCUCUUUCGCUAUAAGAUUGCAUUAGAGCCUCGACAGAAAAGGUUGUUGAUCCAGGAAAGAGGAAGCUGAAAAGUUUUGUAAUAUUCAAUUCCCACCCCGUCUGUAUUGAUUUAUUUAUAAUUGUAACGUAUUUCUGCUCUUUAAGAUUUCUAUUUUAUCUUCAA
Coffea arabica (coffee) is the source of this 4072-nucleotide messenger RNA. Its product is annotated as homeobox-leucine zipper protein REVOLUTA. Gene Ontology annotation, molecular function: DNA binding; DNA-binding transcription factor activity; lipid binding. The record is from RefSeq and is a predicted model, not a curated record. NCBI's taxonomy places the organism in Eukaryota, Viridiplantae, Streptophyta, Magnoliopsida, Gentianales, Rubiaceae.